Molecule: messenger RNA, 2641 nt
Organism: Dendroctonus ponderosae (mountain pine beetle)
Lineage: Eukaryota; Metazoa; Arthropoda; Insecta; Coleoptera; Curculionidae
Product: prolyl endopeptidase
Exons: 13
Coding region: 256-2376 (706 amino acids)
Biological process (GO): proteolysis
Cellular component (GO): cytosol
Molecular function (GO): oligopeptidase activity; serine-type endopeptidase activity
Source: RefSeq, a predicted model, not a curated record
CUCUUUCAUUAGAACAUUUGCAUAAUUAGAUAAUGUAUAUCCGUGUAAUAAACGCAGGAAUUGUGGUAUUUAUUUGAAAAUGUUCAUAAUUUAUCCACUCAUUAUGCAUAUGCCAAAUAAAAACAACAUUUAACUUAUUUUCCACCAUCUACAAGCGUGGGAAGAUAAAGAAACUAACCAUAGAUUCGAACGGAAGAAGAAUUCGCAGCUGGAGCCAUAACAAUAAAUUUAUUUUCAGUGCCCUUGCAUAGGACCAUGUCGUUCACGUACCCAAAACCUCGACGAGAUGAAACUGUAAAAGACGAUUUUUUUGGGACUCAGGUUUCCGAUCCCUACCGCUGGUUGGAGGAUCCAGACUCAGAAGAAACGCGGAGUUUCGUCAAUGCUCAAAAUGAAAUUAGCAGACCUUAUCUGGAGAACUGCCCUUAUAAAGACUCGAUUAGAAGUAGAAUAACGCAACUUUGGGACUUCAUGAGGUUUUCAGUUCCCUUUAAGCAUGGAAACAAAUAUUUUCAAUAUAGAAAUACUGGUCUACAAAAUCAGAGCGUAUUAUAUGUUCAGGAUUCCCUGAAAGGCAAAGAAAGGGUGUUUCUGGAUUUGAACGGUUUUUCCGAAGAUGGCACUGUAGCCCUCUCAGGCAACUGUUUUUCAGAUGAUGGAAGCACUUUUGCUUAUGGACUGAGCAGUAGUGGAUCUGAUUGGAUUGAAAUACGCUUUAGAGAUGUUGAAACAGGUGAAGAUCAUCCUGAAACACUGAAAAAAGUUAAAUAUUCCCCAAUGACAUGGAUGCAUGAUAAUAAAGGAUUUUUUUACGGAGGGUACUUAAAUCAGACGGGAAAAGCCGAUGGGUCAGAAACUACUUCGAGUGAAAAUCAAAAGCUUUAUUAUCACGAACUGGGAACUGAUCAAUCUCAAGAUGUAGUAGUGGUUGAAUUUGAAGACAAAGAGCUCAGAAUGGGUGCCUGUGUAAGUCAUUGCGGCACAUAUUUGGUGAUAACGCCAAUAAAGGGGUGCAAAAACAAUCUGCUAUAUUUCGCAAGAAUAGAUCCAACUAACCGAAUUAAUAAACCGUUGGAAUUAACGCCAGUAGUAACAACAUUUGAUGCUGAUUAUAAGUAUAUUACUAACGUGGGCAGCAAGUUCUAUUUUAGAACCAAUAAAGACGCGAUGAAUUACAGAAUAAUCAUUAUCAAUUUUAACAAUCCGUCAGAAUCAGAGUGGACAAAUCUGAUUGCCGAACAUCCGAAGGAUGUUCUGCAUGACGUAAAAGUGAUUAAUAAAACAAUGCUGGUCAUUUGCUAUUUAAAAGAUGUUAAACAUACCAUGCAUAUUUUCGAUAUUAACACUGGAAAUAAAAUUUACGAUUUCAAAUUAGACGUUGGAACAGUGAGUGAAAUCAGCGGAAAGAGGCACCACUCAGAAAUGUUUUACAGUGUUUGCUCGUUUCUCACACCGAGCAUAAUUUAUAGAGUGCAAUUUAAUGGAGAUCAAAUCACCGAAGAGAGGUAUUACGAAACCAAAGUCGCUGACUUCGAUCCAUCUUUAUACGAAACCAAGCAAGUGUUUUAUAAAAGCAAAGACGGCACAAACAUCCCGAUGUUUAUUAUUAAUAAAAUCGGGUUUGUGAAUGAUGGAUCGCAACCCUGUCUACUGUACGGCUACGGUGGAUUCAACGUAAAUUUGACUCCUUCGUUUGCCAUAUCGAGACUAGUGUUUGUUGGUAAUUUUAAUGGGGUCUACGCUUUGGCCAAUAUUCGAGGAGGAGGCGAAUAUGGAGACAAUUGGCACAAUGGAGGUAGAUUUGCAAACAAGCAAAAUUGUUUUGACGACUUCCAACAUGCCGCAAAGUACCUUAUUGAAGAAAACUAUACAAGUGCGAGUAAACUGACUAUUCAGGGAGGAUCCAACGGGGGACUUCUGGUGGCUGCCUGCAUUAAUCAGGCACCGGAACUAUUUGGAGCUGCCAUUUGCCAAGUUGGCGUUUUAGACAUGCUGAGAUACCACAAGUUUACAAUUGGCUAUGCCUGGAAGUCAGAUUAUGGCUGCUCAGAUGAAGAAGAUGAAUUCAAAUAUCUUUACAAAUAUUCACCACUUCACAAUAUCACAGUUCCCAAGAAUGGAGCGCAAUACCCAGCAACCCUACUUCUAACUGCCGAUCAUGAUGAUCGAGUUGUGCCUUUACAUUCUCUAAAGUUUUGUGCUGAAUUGCAAGAGAAAAUUGGAAAUUUGCCCCAACAAGAAAACCCGCUGUUAAUUCGCAUUGAAACAAAAGCUGGCCACGGAGCUGGAAAACCAACUGCAAAAAUGAUUGAGGAAAUGACCGAAAUCUUUUGCUUUAUUUCUAAAGCCCUCGGCUUGCCUUUUUCCGAACAGUGAAUAAAAAAGACUUAUCCAAGCACUUGAAUGAAUUGAAAACCAAAACCAAACCAAUAAAAAAGCAGUUAUUCAUAAGGCAAGCCGUAGACUGGGAUAAAAAAUUGUAAUUUAGCUUAGCGAAUGUCAUGUGUGUUAUUACACACUUUCCUAUUGUAUAGUUUCAAAGUGCUUGGCGCAGUAUUUUGAGCAAAAAUUGCUUUAUAUACUUUUUUUAUAUAUUGUAUACACAUUUUAUUUUAUAUACCUUUCUUUGUACGGAUUUUAA